This is a messenger RNA of Mycetomoellerius zeteki, 1696 nucleotides long. RefSeq names its product cytosolic 5'-nucleotidase IIIB (gene cN-IIIB). Gene Ontology annotation, molecular function: 5'-nucleotidase activity; magnesium ion binding. Lineage: Eukaryota; Metazoa; Arthropoda; Insecta; Hymenoptera; Formicidae. Gene Ontology annotation, cellular component: cytoplasm. The record is from RefSeq and is a predicted model, not a curated record.
AUGAAUCUGAAAGACACCCUUUCGUCACUAUCUAAACUAUCAGCAUCUGUCGAGCAAAAAGACUCGGAUUUGGAUAGUGCUUUAAUGACGCUAUCUUUUGCGCAUGUUUAUUUUCAAGACACAGAAACAUCGGAUGAUUCGAGUAAUUCAGAAUCGAUCGAGAAUUCUGAAAAAAAUAUUGAAAUGAGCGACAAUGCAAUCAAACAAAACAUAAACUGCACAAAAGAUACCAUAAACGAUUGUAAGACCUUGGCUGUAAUAAAGAAUGAAAAAUCUGAAGAUGAUUCGUAUGAUAGCAUAGAUGUUGAAGAUGAAAUUGAAAUCACCGUAAAUCCUUUAAUUUUAUUAUUUGAUGAAAACAAUAAAAUAAAAGUUCUAACCCACUUUGAUGAAUCUUAUGACGAGUAUUUAUUGAGCUAUACUGAUUACCUAUGGGACUUAAUUAAGACAAACGAAAGCCUAGAUAUGAUAAAGCGUGGACUUCAUAAGUUAUUAAUCUAUAGUCACAAUAAGAUUGUAGCAACUUAUCUCAUAAAACAUCAUGUAUUACAAGGAAUAAUGGAGCAAGUGAAAAAUAAACCAAAACUUAUGGUUCAUAGCAACGUGCAACGCACGUUGGCAGUUGGCAUUUGGCACAGCAGCACAAAGACAUUGAGAGUGUCCGAUCGUUUUGGGUUUCUGGAAUUUGCCCGCGACUCCACGCCGCCAACGACAAUGAACAACGAACUCACGAUCGACAAGUUUCCCGCUUUGAGGUCGAAACAUGUUUACAUCAGGGACAAGGUCGCGGUUCUGGAAACGAUAAAUGCGAUUAGGCAAAGUGGCGUAAAUAAUCUGCAGAUAGUCACGGAUUUCGACUUAACCCUUACAAAGCAACACAUAGACGGCAGACAUGUACUCAGUAGCUUUGGUAUGUUCCGAAAAUGCAAGCAAUUACCGCAACAAUAUUUAGACAAAGCUAAGGAUUUAUACGACAAAUACAGACCUAUAGAGAUAGAUCCAGAAAUGCCUGUGAAUGAAAAGGCAGAUGCUAUGCGUGAUUGGAUGAAUGCUGCACAAAAUUUAUUAAAGGGCAUCGAGUUUGAUCCUCAUGAAUUGGAGGAAGUAGCCCAAGCAUUUGACAACAUAUUGCGCGACGGUACAGAAGAAUUUUUUGAAAAGCUGUAUAAUACUAAAGUACCAAUUAUUAUAUUUAGUGCUGGUUUGGGAGACAUAGUGGAAGCUGUGUUGAGGUACCACAAUGCUCUCUUCGAUAAUGUAAAAAUAUUCUCCAACUUUCUCAAGUAUAAUGGAAAUCAAUUGGAUGGAUUUAAGAAUGACAUGCCUAUACACGUAUACAACAAGAAUGAAUGUGCAUUGGAAAAAAAUUAUUUGAAGAUACUUCAAAAGAGACAGAAUGUAUUGUUAAUGGGCGACACGGUCGGUGAUGCUAACAUGGUAGAAGGAAUAGAGGACACUAAGGCGGUCCUAAAAAUUGGCUUUCUUUACGAGCACGUGGAGGCUAGCUUAAAUUCAUUCAUGGAAAACUUCGAUAUCGUUCUAAUCGAUGAUCAAACGAUGCAAGUGCCGAUAGAGAUUAUACAAAAUAUCUUGUAAUACUGUCUGUACCAAUGCUCUUUUUUCACCUGCGUGUACAUGUACGCAUCUACAAAGAUGUAAACAUCACGCAUACGUGAUCGCUCUGUAAUUCAAAAUA